Molecule: messenger RNA, 1974 nt
Organism: Funneliformis geosporum
Lineage: Eukaryota; Fungi; Glomeromycota; Glomeromycetes; Glomerales; Glomeraceae
Source: the annotation of a GenBank genome assembly
AUGCUACCAUCAAUACCUUCAAAACAUAUUAUUCUAUUUUUGAGCUUGUUAUUUUUAUUUUACUUCUCAAUUUCUGUUGCUGGCAUCGAAAAUGAAAUACAGUCAAGGGCUGAUGACAUAUGCACCACUACAGAAUAUCAGAACAAGUAUCAAAAUUACAUAGAGACAUUACGUAAAAAAGUCAAAGUUGAAAAGGUUGAGCUUGAGAGACGAGAACAAAUCAAGUUAGAAUUAUCGCGUGUUGAUGCGCUUAAAAAUUUAACUUUUGGAUUAUUAGAUAUCUUUGAUAAAAUAAUCGAUGAACAUGGUAUUGAUGAUUCAUUAUCCCAACCGGAUUUUCAAAAAGUUAUUUUGAAAUUGAUUUCAGCAUUUCAUCAUACUGCCUUAAAGAUGAAUGAUACAGCAUUUUUAGAACAAAUAUGGAAUCAAUAUCAAAAACACAAUAAAAAUGAUACUGUUGGUUUCUUUCAUAAAGUUCAUAGUUCCAAAGAAAAUAUUGCUUCUGAAAUGGUUGACAAUGUACUUCAUGGAGUUAGUGAUUCUGCAGAUAUUUUAGAAGAGAAUAUGCAUAGGCAUAAUUUUGGUGGAAAUUCUAAAUUGCGUGGAUCUCUUGAAACUGUCAUUAAAUUGGAAGAAGAAGAUUAUAUAAGUGAUAAUAAACAUGAUUUGGAUAAUGGGGAGGAACCUCGUCGUCGAGGUCACGUUAAAGUUAUAACAAUUGUGGAUGCGGACAAUAAUGAAUAUGUUUUAACGAGACCAAAUGAUUUAACUAUGUUUUACGAAGAUGCUCGAUUGGUUCAAGAUUUAAUUUUUUUAAUAGUUGCAGCAUUCAUAUUUGGUUGGACUUUUAAUAGUUUUGGAUUACCAGCAUUUUUGGGAUAUAUAAUUGCUGGGGCAAUACUUGGACCCGCUGGAUAUAAUGUGAUUCAGGAACUUAUUCAAACCGAAACACUUUCACAAUUUGGUGUUGUAUUUAUAGUAUUCAUGUUGGGAUUAGAAUUUUCAUUCGACAAAAUAAGAUCUAUUUGGAGAUUUGCCCUUGGAAGUGCUUCAUUGAUAUUCACAGCAACCCUUAGUUUUUUUAUCUUGGCAGGAUUUAUUGUUGGUGCGAGUGUUAAUGAAUCGAUUUUCAUAGGAGCAUGCGUAUCUCUUUCGAGCACUGCCGUUGUUGAACGAUUACAAUGUUCAGAGUUAAAACCACUUUACGGUUUGCUAGUCAUGCAAGAUAUGUUAUUCGGCGUUUUAUUGGCAGCAUUGCCAGCACUGUCAAAAUCAGGAAUCGAUGUUGUUUUGGCCAUAGGACGUUUAAUUUUAUCAUUAGUCAUUUUCACAACUUUUAGUCUCGCUAUUGCAAAUAUACCGAUUGGUUGGCUUUUAAAAGUUGUGAAAGGUUCCGAGAAUCAUGAACUUUUUCUCUUGGGAUCAAUUUCAAUGUGUUUAUUAAUGUCACAAGUAUCACUAAUGUUGGGACUUGGAGUGGAAAUCGGAUGUUUUGUAGCAGGAGUUCUUAUCCAUAAUCGUAAAUCAAUAUUUGAAUCAUCAAAAAACGUUGUUAUACCUGUUCGAGAUAUUUUUUCAUGUUUAUUUUUUGCAUGUAUAGGAUUACAUGUUUAUCCGAGCUUUUUGAUAAACGAAGGACCGUUGCUUUUUACAUUAACAGCAGGAGCGAUAGGAUUUAAAUUCAUAACUAGUACAAUAUCAUUAACUCUACUUGGACAUAGUUUGCAAAAAGCAAGCAAGAUGGCAAUUGGAUUAUCACAAAUUAGUGAAUUCGCUUUUGUAUUAGGCAGUAAAGCAAAAGGGUUUGGUAUUAUAUCAAGAGAAGUUUAUUAUUUAUUAUUAACAACUACUUCAUUAUCAUUAAUGGUUACUCCUAUUUUAUGGAAUAUUUUAUUUCGUAAUAGAAAGGUGGUUUCUAACGUCGAGGGUGGAUUAAAUGUUAGAAAUGUUGACCCUUUAAUAAUUACUAUGUAA